AUGUCAAGGCUGAGGGCCUUUGCCAGCACUGGAGUUUGGCCCAGGGGAGCCGGCAACAGGCCAGCGCCAAGGCAACGGAAGUGGCAUGACCUCUACCAAAAGAUUGAGAAAUGCCCCAUGCAGGCCAAAGGUCAGUCUGGCUUGUUUGGUCAGGCCAGGACCUGCAGUUGUGGGUUGCACACCAAGCCUGCCACCCAGUCAUCUCCUCCCUCCACAUCAUCUGCAGCUUCAGCCUCUGCUCCUGAGGCCCGGACAUAUUUGCGUCCCCCUCUAAGUCUGUCCAUGUUCACAAAAUCCCACUAUGGUGGCUCAUUGUCAUCUGCAGUGCAGCCAAAUUUGGUGAAAAGAAGGACCCCCAGUCCUUCACCUGUGAGCACCCCCAGUCCUUCACCUGUGAGGACCUCCAGCCCUUCACUGUCUUCUCUGAGGACCCCCAGCGCUUCUGUGUCGUCUGUGAGGACACCCAGCCCUUCUGUGUCAUCUGUGAGGACCCCCAGCCCUUCUGUGUCGUCUGUGAGGACACCCAGCCCUGCACCAUCCCAGGGGAAGUUCCCAGUUUGGGAACAAAACCCUGUACAAGCUGACACAUCUGGCGAACCGGGAGGACGUGAGUCAUCCCAUGCGGGAUCCUCAGCUUCAUUCUGGCUGCCGGGUGAGCUGAGCAAAACCAUUCCUCUGCAGGACCAGAGGUGGAUUGCCAACACCCUCUUUCACUCUGGGAAACUGCGGCCAGAUUUGAAGCUGUGGUGA
Messenger RNA from Melanotaenia boesemani (Boeseman's rainbowfish), 750 nucleotides. RefSeq lists its product as uncharacterized. The transcript is spliced from 6 exons. The coding region runs from base 1 to 750 and encodes 249 amino acids. The record is from RefSeq and is a predicted model, not a curated record. NCBI's taxonomy places the organism in Eukaryota, Metazoa, Chordata, Actinopteri, Atheriniformes, Melanotaeniidae.